AUGAGUCUCUGGAAAAAAUCCAAAACUCGUAAUAUAACACGAUCGAGUGUUUCGCUUCCAUCUAUGUCAGUCAUUAGUUCGGCCGAGCCAGAUGUUUUAAAAGUCAAAGUUUAUAAACCCAGUACGAAUGGAAAUGAUAAGAGUUAUGAAGUUGGUGCAUCAAAAAAACUUUGUAUCGAUCCACGACUUGCAUCCUAUCGAACAAUGCAAUGUUUAAUUGCACAAGCUUUUGACAUUAGAUCUGAUUUCACUAUAAAUGCUGUUCAGAGAUGUCCAGCUAGAGGAUUAAUAAAAUUAUCUGCUAUUUGGAGUGAUUGGGAACUUGAAGCAGCAAUAAAAAAUACCCAAUCCGAUUCAUAUCUAAGAUUAUGUUAUGAAUUAACUCCACAUGACGACGGUCUUGACGAUUGGGAUUUUGUCGCAAUUAAUGAUUGUAGUACAACUAUUCGUUGGCUUUAUGUUGAUAAUAAAUCUAUAAUUGCAACUCUUAGAUCUCCAAUUGAAAAAAAACCUUCAAAAUUUAGCAAAGCAAUUAAUUAUAUAUAUGGUGGACAUGAACGACACAGAGCAAAGCCAGUUAGUGAAAAUGAUUUUAAGAAUUAUCUAGAUCUGGAAGGAUGCAUUAUAAAUGCAAAUGAAUUACGUCAAGCAAUUUAUGAGGGUGGUGUUGAACCUGCAUUUCGUAAGAUUAUAUGGCGUCAUUUAUUAAACAUUUUCCCAGUCGGUAUAACUGGUCGUCAACGUGUGGAAUAUCUUAAAGAUGUCGCAAAUAAAUAUGAAAAUUUAAAAAAACGAUGGCAAGAAGAACAAUAUACUAAUGAUCAUAUUCGAACACUUAUGCGUUUAAUUCAUACAGAUGUAUUAAGAACUGAUCGAACAUUUGGUUUUUAUGCUACUGCUGGUGACACUAAUGUUAAUCUACAAACUCUAUAUCAUAUUCUUAUAACAUAUUGUGUUAGUCAUCCAAAUAUUAAAUAUUGCCAGGGUAUGAAUGAAUAUGCAUCUACUUUAUUGUAUGUCAUGCGUGAUGAAUCAUUGACUUAUCUAUGUUUUUGUUCAAUUAUGAAUCGCAUUCGAGGAAAUUUUGCUACCGAUGGUGUAGCUAUUGCCACAAAAUUUAAUCAUCUGCAAGUACUUCUUCGAGCUAUCGAUCCGGUCUAUUGGAAUUUACUUGAAAACUGUGAUGCUGCUAGUCUUUUUUUUACAUAUCGAUGGUUACUACUCGAAUGCAAGCGAGAAUUUCCAUUUAAUGAUGCUUUACGUGUACUUGAGGUCAUGUGGGCAACACUACCGAUUGCAAGUGAACCACCGGAAUUAAAUGAACCAUCUAUACUACUUGAGUCAUCAAGUAAUAGUAUUGAUGAUAUUCUACGUGCAAUACCUUGUCGACCACCAUUGCGACGUGCCCUAAGUUGCCCCCAAUUAUCAGUUAUAGAUGAAACUUGUUCACGUAAAAAUAGACAUCAUUCGUCUUCGUUAACUGUUCAUGAUAAUAGUGAACAAUUAUAUUUUACUAUGCAACAGAAUUAUAGUUCAACAUUAGAAAGUGAUGAAUAUCAAAUCUAUUCAUCGAUUAAUAAUAAUUCGAAUUCCAAUUCAACAUCAACAAAAUCAAGAAAAAAGAGUUUAGAAAAUUCUUUUUCACUUAGUGAAAUAUCAGAAUUCGAUUCCGAUAAUUUAUCGACAUGCUCGAGUACUAAUCCUAAACCUAAUUAUACUACUUCUCAAUACCCAUUAUUAGAAAAUUGGGUACAACGUUUACCAGAUACUAAUACAUUAUGGCAAGAAGAAGAUAAUGCGUUCUUACUGUUUGUUUGUAUAUCUAUAUUAUUAACACAUCGUAAUGAUUUAAUAAAACAAAAGCAUCUUGAAGAACAAGAUUUUUUUAAGCAUUUUAAUGGAUUUCAUCGUCGCCAUCAUGCAGAAAAAUUAUUGGUAUGUGCACGAAAUCUCUAUGGACAAUAUAUACAAUGGGCAAGAAAAAGUCGUAUGCACGAUGAUCUGAGAAAUUUUUCUUCUAGUUAA
Adineta steineri is the source of this 2025-nucleotide messenger RNA. The record is from the annotation of a GenBank genome assembly. NCBI's taxonomy places the organism in Eukaryota, Metazoa, Rotifera, Eurotatoria, Adinetida, Adinetidae.